Messenger RNA from Echinops telfairi (small Madagascar hedgehog), 3057 nucleotides. RefSeq names its product family with sequence similarity 149 member B1 (gene FAM149B1). Lineage: Eukaryota; Metazoa; Chordata; Mammalia; Afrosoricida; Tenrecidae. The record is from RefSeq and is a predicted model, not a curated record. The transcript has 14 exons. Bases 84 to 1763 code for a protein of 559 amino acids. Gene Ontology annotation, biological process: cilium assembly; protein localization to cilium.
GGCCGGAGCCGGCUGGAGGGCCAGGCCCGGAGGCCCCCACCCUGGCGUGCACGCCUGGGCUGCGCCCGAGGAAGAAACGGAGGAUGAUCUCCAGAUACACGCGAAAGGCGGCGCCUCAGAGCUUAGAACUGAAAGGACUAACAAAACAUGGUCUUAAUCAUCAUCCCCUUCCAGAGCCACUGGAUGAAAUUUCCUCAACACAUGAUAGCCAUGAAAAAGGCACAAGUUCUCAAAGUGAAUCUGACAUCACACAAGAAUCACCUUUAACCUCAGCUGACACUGGGAAUUCAAGGUCUGCUUUUCCAAGUUACACAGGAACAGGCUUCUCGACUGAAGGCAGCUCGGACUUCUCCUGGGGAUAUGGUGAACUUGAUCAGAAUGCCACAGAAAAGGUCCAGGCAAUGUUCACAGCCAUCGAUGAACUCUUGUAUGAAAAGAAGUCGAGUGUGUAUACGAAGAGUCUUCAGGAAGAGUGCCGACAGUGGACAUCGAGCUUUCCUCACCUCAGGAUUCUGGGUAGGCAGAUGAUCACUCCGAGUGAAGGUUACAGAUUGUACCCUAGGUUCCCUUCAGUUCCCCAUGAGGCAACUCUGCUUCCAGAAAGAGAUUCUACUAUAUUUGGUAUAAGAGGAAAGAAGGUAAAUUUUUCCUCCUCAUAUGCUCAUAAAGCAUCUUCCAUUGCCAAAUCUCCUAGCUUGUGUUCCAUGAACCGGGAAGAGGAAGAUUGUGUCAUCGUCUCCGAAGGAUUAAUAGAGGAAUACCUCGCAUAUGACCACACAGAUUUGGAAGAGGAGUUUUGUGGAACAAAAUCAGAAGUGACUGCAGAGAAACAGAAAUUAGGCCACCCUCCCAUUGCUCCGUUUUACUGCAUGAAAGAGGGUGUCCUUGCACAUGUGUUUGACAACGUGUGGAGCGGAGUUCUGGGCUGGAUGGAGGAGUUGAUACGUAAUCAUUGGGAGGGGUAUGUUUCUGGUAAGGAUCUUCCUGGAAAUUAUGUUGUGUUUUUUCAAGCCCUGUUAGUUUUCAAGCUCACCAUGAGUCUCUGUCAAGCAGCAAGCAGUCAUCAGCCAAAUGUGAAUGGUCUCUUGGUCCAUGGGAUGCCGCUGCAACCGAGAAAUCUCUCCCUAAUGGACAAGCUCCUAGAUCUUGAUGACAAGCUACUUAUGAGACCUGGGUCCAGUACCAUCGUUUCGACCCGAAACUGGCCCAAUCGAGCCUUGGAGUUUAGUACAUCAUCUCUGUCAUACACAAUGCAGUCCAUCAGGAGACGAAACCCCCUACCACGUACCCUCCAUCCAAUUAGCACAAGUCUUUCAUGCACUGGGACCCCAAGACCUGUGGAAGAACUCGUCAGAGGAACUCGAGGCCCUGGGACAACUGACUCACUCUCCUCUCCCUCACCCUUGCCCCUGAGUCGAAAUAACUUGCUGCCACCUAUUGGCACCGCAGAGGUGGAACAUCUGAGUGCUCUGGGGCCACAGAGGCAAAUGAAAGCUCACAGUGAAUCCAGUCGAGCUCGAAGCGCUGUGGUGGACGAGCUGAACCAUCAGCAGCCCCAGGAGAGGCUCCUCUUACCAGACUUUUUCUCCAGGCCCAACACAACUCAGUCCUUUCUGCCGGACACACAGUACCGUCACUCGUGUGCCACUGAAUAUCCUCAUCAGGCCCGUCCUGGCAGGGGACCUGCUGGUCCACACUUACAUGGGUCUACAAAAUCUCAAAGCAGAGGUGGACCAGUCUCUAGAACCAGGCAGGGACCAUAAGGCAAAUGAGAAGAACGUGGUGUCCGGCUGCAGGGAACACGUCUGAAGAUGGAACGAACCAGUGUUAUCAUCUGCCCAUGGUAACAGGCAGAGCUUGUAGAAGAAAAUUUUGAAACCAUGAAGUUAAUUUUGGUUAACUGAGGAACUGUAACAGAAUUAUCUGCCAAAGAUUACACGGGUAAUUGUUUCUAUUUCCAGUUACUCUCUUUCAGUAUACGGAAAUAUUCAUGCCCAAAGAACAAUGAGUAAUUAUGCCCAAAGCAUACCUCAGGCUGUUAAUAGUGAUCAAUUCAACUAUUGUAGAAUUUUUUGAAUAUGUAUACACACAAAAAUCCAGCAAAUAACUGACUUGAUUUCGGAACACUUCUGCUUACAUUAAUUUCUGAAGCAAUAUAUUUCAUAUUUGACACACCUUGGUCAAACACUUGAACAAUUCAGCAAAUAGAUGUCAUUUCUAAACUUUUCUCUUUAGAUGUCUAUUCCCAGAGGCAGAUAAGCAUGGACAAGGGGGCAGGGUGAGUAACCAAAGACAUGAUGAACAUCAGCAUAAGUAUUUUCAGAUAGGAUAGCGCAACCUCACAUGGCCUGCCUGAUACCAGGUUAUGCUUAUUCCUACUUAAAAUAACUUACUGGUUCUAUAUUUUCCAAAUCUUAAAUUCAUUGUGUCAAAUUUCCUACUGCAGGAAAGUCUAUUAAAAAAUAUUUUGUAGACUCUUGCUAUUUUAUUAAGCCACCAAGAUGUAAUUCCUUGAAAAAUUAACAAAUCCUGGCAAUUAGUCCGGUAUAAAUAUAUCCUACAAUAAAUGGCUUCUGAUGUUAGGGAGACAGCAGCAGUCAAGAGCUUUAGCAUUCUUCAGAUGUUACCAUAGACCUUUUCUUGAGGGUGCUCAUGAACGCAGCAGUGAUUGUCACUAUAGCUUAAAUUUACAUAUUUCAUUUCACUGGACACUAAUCUUGAUUAUCAUACCAGUUUUAGAUCUUACUAUAUCUUCAGCAUGAACAAGUCGAGUGAUCACAAACCUGGAUAUCUUUAAAAUUUUACUAUGUUCUUAUGCUGUCAUAUGAAAAGAGAUGUUUCAAACAACUGGCAUUAGAUUAUAUUUUUAAUACUAUUACAGUAACUUUUAAACCUUUUUGUAAUUAGAAACUGACAAUGUGUCCUGUGUUUUCUUAGCUAAAUUAUGACAAAGCUUUGGUAUUCAGCCUGUUUUAGGCAUAUGGUUCAAAUAGAUUAGUCUAUGGAGUUUCCGAUUUUAAGUAGGGUAAUUCCUAAAAAUAUAUAUAUUUAAAACUA